Paramecium sonneborni is the source of this 946-nucleotide messenger RNA. NCBI's taxonomy places the organism in Eukaryota, Ciliophora, Oligohymenophorea, Peniculida, Parameciidae. The record is from the annotation of a GenBank genome assembly.
AUGAAGUCUUUAGAGGAUUUUUGGAAUAAAAUAGAAUAACGUUUUAAUGAAGAUCAUAAAUAGAUCGAAAUAUCAACCAUUAUUUAUGAAAAUGGAAUCUAUAAAGGAGAAUAAAAAUAAGGCAAAAGAAUUGGAAAGGGAAUAUGUUAUACCAACACAGGGUAAAUAUUAUAAAGAACUAAUUAGAGAAAUUUAUUGUGGAGAAUGGAAUAUUUUAUUUGAGGGUUAGGGAUCAUUAAAAUAUAAUAAUAAAGAGAUUUAUAUUGGGUAAUUUGAAUAGGGCUUGAGACAUGGUAGUGGAGAAUACUUUUAUGAAAAUGGGGAUAGAUAUGAAGGGUCAUGGAAGAAAGAUCAGAAGAAUGGUAAAGGAAAGCUGUGGUAUCAAAAUGGAGAUAUUUUUGAUGGUGAAUGGAAGUUUGAUGUUAAAGAUGGUUAGGGAAUCUUAAAAGCUUAAAAAACUCAAAAUAAUGAUUAUGAGUUCAUUUACUAAGGUCAAUGGAAUGACGACUAGAGAAGUAAAUAGGGUAUUUACACACUUAAAAAUGGGGAUAUUUAUGAAGGAGGAAUAGAAAAUAGUAAAAAAAAAGGAGUUGGAACUUAUAAAUAUUAAAAUGGAGAUAUUUAUACGGGUGAUUUUUUGGAUGAUUAAAAGCAUGGUUAGGGAAUUUUAUAGCAAUCAUAAUUUACGUAUGAAGGAGAAUGGGUCUAUGGAUAGAUUUCUAAGGGAAAAUGUCAUUAUAGCAAUGGAGAAUCAUAUGAAGGACAAUUUGUUAAUGGAUUAAGAUAAGGAUAAGGAAAAUACAUAUGGUAAGAUGGAUCAUCUUAUGAUGGAGAAUGGAAAUAAAAUAAAAUGAAUGGAGUAGGAACAUUUUAUGAUGUUGAUGGAAAAGUAAUACAUGGAAGAUUUGUAGACGAUAAAUUAAUCCAAAGAAAUGAUUAGUAUUGA